Messenger RNA from Linum trigynum, 1144 nucleotides. The record is from the annotation of a GenBank genome assembly. Lineage: Eukaryota; Viridiplantae; Streptophyta; Magnoliopsida; Malpighiales; Linaceae.
CACAACCUCGCGUGAAAUCGGCUUAAAACACGAGAAUCAACCUCUCAAACGGCUCAAGAAUAGGGGUAAAAACAGGUGUAAUUAUUGGUCUAUCAGAGACCAUUGUUAGCAAGAAAACUCAGAAGCAGAAUAUCAAAAAAGAGUACCAAAAACCGACGCCAGAGUCCUCUAAGACAAUGAAGGCAGGGAACCUCCCUCCUUUUGUUGAUAAUCCCAGCAAGGGUGCUCCUUCUAGGAAGGGGAAAAAGGAGGUUGGUGCUAGGAAUAAUAGCCAUCAUGGUGAACAGCAAAGAAGAAUCCAGUCCACCCCUUCUUCUAAAUCUCAGGAGAAGAAGAAAGGUUUGAAUGGUGAUGGCCAAGCUGGACACCAACCAAAGAUGAAGCAAAUCCAAGGCAUGGAGAACAACAGGUCAACAAAAGAUCAGUCACAUCAGUCCCCAGAAAAUGGGAAAGGGAAUCCAAGGAAGAUUGAUUUCAAUCGAAGCCCGGGAAACCUGAAGAAACAACCUGAAAAUGUUCUCAAAACUCUAUCUGCCAGCAAUGGAGAUAGAGUAGAGAGAAAUGAGACAGCUAUGGCUGUUGACACGGAAUGAUCCAGCCGCCUGGUCAGCAGGGGACCCACCUUAAUCAGUCUUAUGAUUAAAGUCUUCUCCUGGAACUGCAGGGGUGCUAAGCACCCUAAAUUUCGUUCAACUUUUUAGUUGUUUAAGGCCACCCACUCCCCAAAUGUGGUCUGUAUUUUGGAACCUAGAGUCAGUGGGAAAGAUGUCAUCUCCAUUAUCAAAAGCCUAGGCUUUGACUCAUGGAAGGUUUCGGAUGCUGUUGGGUUCAGUGGAGGAAUUUGGGUCCUCUGGAAUAAAUCUGAUAUGGAAAUGGAAGUCUUAGAUGUCAAAAAGCAGUUCCUCCACCUGGAAUGCUCAAUUAAUAACAGAGUUGUGUGUCAUGUCACGGCAGUCUAUGCUAGCCCCAAUGAGCAUGACAGAGGGGAACUUUGGGACGCCAUCCGAAACAUAAGUCGAAGAACAAAGAUCCCCUGGCUGAUUCUGGGAGACUUCAACUCCAUUACGAACUCUUCAGAAAAGCAAGGUGGAGCUCCCUUUAACUAUGCCAAAACAAGGGCAUUUAAUGAAUGAAUUGAGGAUUG